UAGGAGUGGUAGUGCUGCUGAUGCUGCUCAGUUCUUGUAUCCGAGGACGUGCAGACUUGGAGAAAAAGCAGGAGAGAGGGGGACCAGCAUUACGGACAUUAUUAAAGAGAGGGGUUGAAAGAACAGAUUAAUCCUCCUUGCUACGUGAAGAAAGAAAAUGAACAGCAUGACCCUGGCAGCCUACCGAAACAAACUGAAGGAGCUCCCUCUAGUGUCACUCUUCUGCUCCUGCAUCAAGUCGGACAUUACAGAGAAGCAGACCUAUAAAGCUGAAGAUGCAGUGGACCUGAACUGGUGUGAGAUCAAGGACGUGGAAGUGAUCGAGCUGAACAAGCGUGCAUCAGGCCAGGCGUUUGAAGUGAUCCUGAAGCCACCUUCAUUCGACGGUGUGCCUGAGCUGAACGCCUCCAUGCCACACCGCAAAGACCCCUCACUGGAGGAGAUCCAGAAGAAGCUGGAGGCUGCUGAGGAGAGACGGAAGUUCCAGGAGGCAGAGCUGCUGAAGCACCUGGCUGAGAAGAGAGAGCACGAGAGGGAGGUGAUCCAGAAGGCCUUCGAGGAGAACAACAACUUCAUCAAGAACGCAAAGGAGAAGCUGGAACAGAAGAUGGAGACCAACAAAGAGAACCGCGAGGCCUUGCUGGCCGCCAUGCUGGAGAGGCUUCAGGAAAAGGACAAACACGCAGAAGAAGUGAGGAAGAAUAAAGAGCUGAAGGAGGAAGCAUGCCGAUAAAGUGCUGGAGGAAAAAAAAGUGGACUGUGGGAUGGUUAAAAAAAUAGGAUGAGAGGGGGAUGAAUAAAAGAAGACAUUAUUUCUCAUUAUAGUAACGGAGGCGAGUAGUGGACAUUGCUAAUGGCAAUGAAAAACACAAGCAAAUCUUUGUUUUGUUUUGCAUUCUUUUGUUCUUUUUUUCCAUAGGAUAUAAAUUGUCAAAAGUGAUAACUUGUUCGGACAACAACACAACAGUAGCUCUAGUGUCAGAGGCAGGAGUCAGAAAACUUUCAGUAAAUCAGUGCUUUGUACAUAGCAAGGUGAUGAUGUAGAAGAAACAAGAAAUCAUUCAUAAAUAAUACAGACACACAGAUCAUGCAGAUUUAAAGAUCAGUACUUUUGGGGACAAGAUAACCGGAUAUUGCACUUCAUAAAUGUCUAUACACGUUUUCUUAAAUGUAUGCCAUCUAGCAAAGCGCAAGCUAUGCAUGUUUACUCACUGAUCAUUUAUUUAAUAUAGAGGCACACGUGAUUUCUCAAUAAAAAUGAAUUUAUAAAGGACUUUAUUCACAUUGCUUUUGUUCUCCAAGCAGUAUUAAAUUCAUGAUUAUGCAUUUUUUCAUGACAGAGAUUCGAUGGCAAUAAAUAUUAUUGUCAGAAAUAUUGGUAGAAAUGUUAGCUUCUUCAGAACUAUCCUGGACUAAAUAGUUAAAGCACAAUUCAGAGGCACAUAUAAGCUCAAAGACUUUUGCUCAAAUGAUAGCUAAGAAGAGAGAGAGAGAGAGAGAGAGAGAGAGAGAGGAGAUUUAAUUUAAGAAACAGUGGAAAACAAAUAAAAUACUUUUAUUUUAAUGAAGUGGCAGUCAGAGAAUUAGCAUUAGCUGUGUAUGAUGUCAUUUCUUAUGGCGUAUCUCUGUGUUGUUUUUUGUCUUUGUCUUGUCAUACCACAUGUUAACAGCAUUUAGGCCAAAAGACAUUAGACAUUAGGUGACUUUACAAAAAUGACAGUAUAUAUGUGUUUUGACGAGCGCCGAUGUUAAUUGUUCAGAAAUUGUUCACGAUGAUGAUUUGGCAUGACGGUCAGUAAAAACAUCUGGUUACUAAACCACUAA
Messenger RNA from Hemibagrus wyckioides, 1824 nucleotides. It is a transcript of the gene stmn4, whose product is annotated as stathmin-like 4. NCBI's taxonomy places the organism in Eukaryota, Metazoa, Chordata, Actinopteri, Siluriformes, Bagridae. Gene Ontology annotation, biological process: neuron projection development; regulation of microtubule polymerization or depolymerization; microtubule depolymerization. The record is from RefSeq and is a predicted model, not a curated record. Gene Ontology annotation, cellular component: cytoplasm; neuron projection. The coding region runs from base 158 to 733 and encodes 191 amino acids. The transcript has 6 exons. Gene Ontology annotation, molecular function: tubulin binding.